Linum trigynum is the source of this 3003-nucleotide messenger RNA. Lineage: Eukaryota; Viridiplantae; Streptophyta; Magnoliopsida; Malpighiales; Linaceae. The record is from the annotation of a GenBank genome assembly.
CCCACAACCCAUAAUAAAUUACCCGACCUGCCACGAAACAAAUCUGGAUACCAAAAAACCCGCCCCGGCCCAGCCCAUUGCCAUUCCUACUCAUAACUUCUUUGUGUGUAUUAUUAUUCAUAACUUGUACAGAAAACUGGGUUCCCGUUAAAUUUUGUUUUAUGGGAAAACAAGAACCUCCAAGUUUCAUUUAUUAAUUAGUAUGAUAAUAAUAUCGGGUUAAAGACACAUUUGGUCACUGAGAUUACUAAAUUGGGACAUGUUUAGUCACUAGAAAAAAAUAAUAUCAAUUUUAGUCACUCGAAUUACUGGAACAGGUCACAUUUAGUCACUCUCCGUUAGUCUCCGUCCAACUCCGUUAAUAAAGUCUGUUAAGUGCUGAUGUGGCAAACAGAGGUACCACAUAAGCCAGAUAUAACCCAAGAAAAAUAAAACCCGCCACGUCAUUAAACUCAACCCAACCCAACCUUUCUUCCUCCUUCCUCCCACCUCCCACCUCCUCCUUUCCCCAAAACCACCACUGCAGCUGCUCUCCUCCUUCCUCCCACCUCCUCCUGCAAACCUAUUCAACCUAACCCAACACCAAAUAUGUUCGUCUCCUCUGUUACAUUUCUUCCCCCAAAUCCCAACCCAACCAAAAAAACCCCUUUCCCAUUUCUCUCCACAACAAUCUGAUCUACAUUCACAAAAAAAAAAUCAAAAAUCAAAAAGCCGGUUGUUACGAAUGCUUUGCCGCAACAAGCUACAACCGGUGAAUCCAGACCGCUGACGUUCGGGAUCUCCGGACCCAAGACAUGAGGAAGUGCCGAAGUGGAGCAGGUCUGAAAUCAACCAUUCCCGCAUCCCCAGCCGUCGUCUGGAAGCGAAAGAAAAAGGCGAUGAAUCAGCCGGAGUCAAAGCGCCGCCUCAUUCAACUCCGGCGACCAUCUUGUCGAGAAACCCAGAUCGACAACAACAAAAACAUCACUGCCUAACAUCUCCAUCCGACAAAUCUGAAGUCGGUUCGGCCAUAACCUACCGUCGAGAAAUCCGACGACCAGCAUCAUCAUCUUCCCGGCGCUCGUACUCAGUCCGGUCAAUCCUUCUCUUCGGCGACCAUGAGAGAAGCCGCCAGGUUCGAUUCGCAGACGAACACCGGCAUAUCUGUAAUCCCGCUACUAGACUCCGUUCUUGUCAACUUAAACCCAAAAAUUUUAGAAGCCCAGCCGGCGGUUCUGAAUCAGGAAAAGAAGUCAUCGCUACUGUUGUUGUUGCUGAACGUCGGCCGCGAAGAAACCCUCUGGGAACUGAGAAUUCAACCCUUUCAAUUGUUGCUUUUUCCUUGAUUUCUUUGAAUAUCUCCUGUUAGAGAUUGAUUACGAGCUUGAUGGAUUGGAGCAAAUUGAAGCUGCGGAUGACGGUGGUGUACUGAAGAGUUGCAGAAUCUUUGGAGACGUGAAAAACGAUUGGGUUUUGUAUGGGACUGGAGGAAGAAAUCAGAAGGGAGAGAUGGGGGAAGAUGGAAAGGAAAAGGAGGAAUCAGAGAAGAGAAGUGGAAUCAGAAAGGUUGGGUUUGGUUUAUGGGUCGGGUGGGUGCAUGGGUUGGUUGGGCAUAUGACAUGGUGGGUUUUAGUGACGUGGCGGAUCGGGUUUGACCAUUUCCGACUCAAAACGGCGCUAACUAGGCACCUUUGUUGUCCACAUCAGCACUUAACAUACUUCAUUAACGGAGUUGGACGGAGACUAACGGAGAGUGACUAAAUAUGACCUGUUCCAGUAAUUCGAUUGACUAAAAUUGAUAUUAAUUUUUUCUAGUGACUAAACAUGUCCCAAUUUAGUAAUCUCAGUGACCAAAUGUGUCUUUAACCCUAAUAAUAUCCUUUCUUUUUGUUAUAUGGAACCGACUCCCUUUAUCGUUCCACCGAGUAUCCGGCUGUCUGCCGAAUUAAAUUCCCAGGUUACUUCGUUCCAUCUCAUGGAUCAAAAAAGUCUACAAAAUGGACAAUUAGUUUUUAUGUACAGAACAUGGCUUCGUCCGUAGUCUAUUAAUUGAGCUCUCUGCCAACUUAAUAUCAAAUUUUAUUCUAAUUAAUUGAACGGAUGUAUAUAACACAAGUGUUGCCGCGGCAGCCAUUAAUUAAGAAAGUCAGGCCAUGCAGUUCGCACCUUCUUGCAUGUUCUUGGUCAUAUAUCUCAUGAUAUCCAGCCCGGCCGCAGAUGACGAUGGAUGUUUCAACAACUACUGUUUAGUUUCGCGUAUUAUGGAUCUUAUUUCGUUUACUAACUCAUCUUUUGAACGAAAUUCAAUUUACAUCAUAACAACAGUUCUAUGCCUCAUGCAUGGAUAGACCGACGAACAGCCGCUAGUAGCUUGGCGGCAUCACAAUAUAAUUAAAUUCGCAACAUUGAUAAUUAAUGAUUCAACCCCACCCAGCUAUAAAUUGAUUAUAAGCCUCCCUCCACCGGCUUCCUAAAGCUAGGCCCGGCGGGUACGGUUGAAAGUUGAAAGCAAGCAGCAGCAGCAGCCAUUAAUUCAGCUCUUUAAUUCCAAGCCAAUAGUUACUUUUCUUCACUGAAUAAUUACUACUUAAUUAAUUAGUAUACUUAAUAAUUAAUAUCAACACUACUCCAAUAAUUCUCAGGAGAGUCGCAGUACGUACCACCGCCCCGUACCUGCUGCACCACCACACGGUUUUUGGGCAGAGUGGCUCGAUUAACUCAUUAAUUUAAUUUAAACAACCUGGCUAAUAUAAUCAAAGCAUAAUUAGGGCCUUAAUCCACCACUGCUAGUACUCAACCUAAUCAUCAUCAUCAUCCAUUCGAUCGAAUGCAAUAAUUUUGUGUGAUAAUGAAAUUCUAGCUACAACACCGACACAAGAUAUGAGUUCGACUUCGACCUCCAUCCAACCUAGCUAGCUCAAGCCCAGUUGUCAUUCCGCGCUGCCGACGUCGUGUUCCAAAUUCAAGUCACCUAACCUAUUGUAAUGCAUGCAAAACUCAUUUUAACAAACUAAUGUCGCGGAU